AUGGUGGCAACAAUUACAUUCAGGCUUCGUUCCAGCAAUCACGUUGGGAUUAUUGAUGUUCCCCGUCGUCUGAUGUCAUGUCGUGAGAUUAAGGAGGCGAUUGCGACGAAGUUGAGUGGGUCCCCAGAAGAAAUAGACAUUUUCGUCUCAGGAACCUCGGAUUAUUUACACCCGGAGGAGGAGCUUCCGGCGUACACAGUAGUGGAGGUGGUGCGCCAUGUUGCCUCUGGUAGACCACCGCCGAGGCGCGAGCGUGAGGCGCCUGCAAGUAAUAAUCCCCCAUGUCAGCGUGCCUUGUCAAGGAUGGGCACCAAAGAGGGGGAUGCCUCCGCCUCGUUAACGGAGGAAGAACGCCUUGCGCAGCUAAGUGAGGCCGUGGCUGCGGAAACAGGCAUUGAUGAGGUAGGUGGUUGGCGAACACGUCAGGCCCGCAAUCGUCUCAUGGAAAACGCAAUGGGAGGUCGUGAGGAUUCGUUUCGUCCACCACCACCAGGGUAUAUUUGUCACAACUGUGGCAAGCGCGGACAUCUCAUUCAGCAUUGCCCGGCAGCAAGGGGGGCGAAGGGGCUGAAGGUGUUGUCACUUCCAACGGGUAUUCCGGAGACCAUGCUGGUGGAGUGCACGAUGGAUGAUCCAGCAGCAAAAUUUGUCACACGUGAUGGGCGUUUAGUGAAACGUCGGCUCGACAACUCGAGCUUUACCGGUGUUGUGACGACUGCUGCUGAUAUGGCCGAUGUUCCGAAGAAGUCUGACACAAAUUUAAAGAGUGGUACAAACGGCCAUAGCAAGGACCCCGUUGACGGCGCUGAUGUGAAGCCCACAGAAGAGUCUAAGCUUUUGUGUGGCUGGGACAAGGUACUGGCAAAGAAUGCGAUGAAGGCCAUCUGUUGUUCGACCUUGUUUUGUGAGACGUGUUUUAAUCAGAAAGUGGAGGAAUUGAUUAGCCGGGAUGAAACAGAAGGGGAGCCACUUCUGUGUCCCGGCUGCAAUAAACCACUCUCUGUGUGUGAUGUCACUGCAGCAGUGGAGGAGCGAAAAAUUAUUGGUUCUCUUCACUCCCGGAAGCGUGGAAGGGAAUAA
Molecule: messenger RNA, 1080 nt
Organism: Trypanosoma rangeli
Lineage: Eukaryota; Euglenozoa; Kinetoplastea; Trypanosomatida; Trypanosomatidae
Product: nucleic acid binding protein
Exons: 1
Coding region: 1-1080 (359 amino acids)
Biological process (GO): mRNA processing; ubiquitin-dependent protein catabolic process; protein ubiquitination
Cellular component (GO): nucleus
Molecular function (GO): ubiquitin protein ligase activity; nucleic acid binding; zinc ion binding
Source: RefSeq, a predicted model, not a curated record